Messenger RNA from Chironomus riparius, 2359 nucleotides. Lineage: Eukaryota; Metazoa; Arthropoda; Insecta; Diptera; Chironomidae. The record is from the annotation of a GenBank genome assembly.
CAAUAAUUGGAUAACAAAAAAAUCAGCAAAUCGCUAUUAUUAUUUUUUUAUGUGCGAAGUUUCCUAUCCUUUGUAAAUAAAUGACCAUCUCAUAUUCAGCAGAAGUCCCAAAUGGCAGUGCAUUUGGGUGCUUUUGGAAAAUUUUAUGGAAGUGGCGUGGUAGUGUAUACAAAUUAGUUUGGCGUGAACUUCUUGCUUAUUUGGGAUUAUAUUAUUCAAUUAAUUUUAUAUAUCGAUAUGCUCUCGAUCAAGAUCAAAAACGCUAUUUUCAAAAAGUAUCGGGUUAUGUCUAUGAUAAUUUUAGCGUUUUCGAAAAAGUGCGGCUUUACUUUGGAGCACAGAGUGAAUCUAUUCCGAUGUCCUUUGUACUAGGCUUUUAUGUAAGCUUAGUCGUUAAACGAUGGUGGGAGCAGUACAAAUUAUUACCAUGGCCUGAUACUCUAGCUUUAUUUAUCAGUGCUGCUAUUCCUGGGAAUCAGGAGCUUGGUAGAUUAAUGAGACGAAAUAUAAUGAGAUAUAUGGUCUUAGCAUAUGUGAUAACCCUACAGCGAAUUUCAUUGCGUGUAAAACGACGCUUUCCUGGACUUCAGCAUCUCGUUGAUUCCGGUCUCAUGCUCGAGAGUGAGAAGAAAAUUUUUGAAAUUAUGGAUUCCAAAAGUCCAAUGUCCAAAUAUUGGAUGCCAUUAGUCUGGUCAACAAAUAUUAUUAAUCGUGCCAGAAAAGAUGGGCUUAUAACGUCAGAUCAUAUUGUACAGACGAUAUUGAUGGAAUUAUCUGAUAUAAGAAGAAGACUGGGUGCACUUAUAGGAUAUGACACAGUGUCGGUUCCUCUUGUUUAUACACAAGUCGUAACGUUAGUUCUUUAUACAUAUUUUAUUGCUGCUUUAAUGGGACGACAAAUGGUUCCUUCAUCAGAUACAACAGCCGGUAAAAAAUACGAGGACCCUGACUUGUAUUUUCCACUAUUCACAGCACUUCAGUUUUGUUUUUACGUCGGAUGGCUUAAAGUUGCUGAGGUACUUAUAAAUCCAUUCGGUGAAGACGAUGAUGAUAUUGAAUUGAAUUGGCUGAUUGAUCGUCAUAUAAAGGCUUCAUAUAUGAUUGUUGAUGAGAUGCAUGAAGAACAUCCAGAGUUGUUAAAGGAUCAAUAUUGGGAAGAAGUUGUACCGAAAGAGCUUCCAUAUACAGUUGCAUCAGAGCAUUAUCGAAGACACGAGCCAAAAGGUUCAGCAGAGACGUACAAGGUCAAGGAAGCUGAUGCUGUUUAUGCAAAUAUUAUGCCACACAAGAGAAGUCUCAAUGACGAUGUAUAUGCUGAUUAUGAGAGUGUAGAUACACCAAUGGUUGAGCGACGAAAGAAUUGGUUUAGUCGACAAAUGCUGAGGAUGGGAUCAAUGAGAAGCUCAUCAACUGCUUAUUCAUCUGGUGGAAUUUUCAAUCGAAACAGGUUGAACUCCGAAGUCUACUCAAGUCCUGAAGCAGGCUUAACGCCGCAUCAUAUGCAUCAUCCAACAAGUAAGAUGAGCCGAAAGUCUGGUAGAAACAAACAUUUGUUCAAACAAAAUUCUAAGGGAAAUAUACUAAAUGGGCAAAUGGUUCCAAGAGUUCGAGAACGUGUUCCAACGCCAGAAAAUGACAGUCGAAUAAACAUUAAUAGCACAUCUAAUAAUAAUCCGUUUACAUUACCAUCAAUUUCAUCUAGUGUUGCUAUGGCAACAUCACAACUUGCAACAAAUCCCACAAUGUUUCCAUCAUCAAACAAUUCAGUUCCAAUAUUAGGAACUUUACUUCUUUCACCUAUUAAAGAAUCUGAUUCUGUCAAUAACACAUUAUCGUCUGGCUCUUUAGCCGCAAUGACAUCUAAUAAAUCAAUUUUACCACUUAAUACAACAUCUACAAAUGCACAAUUUGGAUCACUUGUCAUGACGACAAACUCUAAUCAAGAUCUUGAGAAUUUUGUGAUGAUUCCAACAACCACAACAAUAACACAAAAUGAAAAUGAAUUAAUUCCCAUCCAUAAUGUUCCGCUAGCAAUUACAACGACAGCAAGUCAAACGACUGCAGUAAUUACAGAAUUGCCUGUUGAUCAAACAGAUUCCAUCAGAUCGAGGGGUACUACUCCAAGAUUAGAGAAUUUAUUUGGUGAUGUCACUGCCUCACCAGGUCUAAAGAAUAAAAUCGAGAGACAACAGUCAUUAGAUUCUGAGAAUACGACCACAAAUGUAGAUAAUAAUAGCAAUUCAUCAAAUUCUACACUUUCUAGGCGACCUGCUAAAGUCAAUGGCAAGAAUGGUGAAGUUUAUGUAUAAUGAAGACAUUGUGAAUUAUGAGAAAUAAACAAAUUAUUUUAUUUUCAAUG